GAAAGCUUUUCUUCUCACAGCAGCAGCGGGGAUUUUCUGACUACACACGCCGGAUACUCAUCACAUUCAGAGACGCACUCACUGCCGAAAGCGGCCGCAGAAGGACUCUUUCCCGGGUCGUGAAUCGCUCCCCAUCCCACCGCUCAGAUUCGGGCCGUCGCUGCUUUUUUUCCGUUUUAAUUUUUUAUUUUUGUACGUUUUUCCCUCCUGACAGUUUCUCCGUGGCGCACUCAGGUUUCUUUUGCUGACAUGGUAGAUUAUCACGCUGCCAAUAACCAGUCCUCGGCCGGCGGGGUGCAGACCUACAUGGAGCAGGAGAAUGACUGGGACCGGGACCUGCUGCUGGACCCGGCCUGGGAGAAUCAGCAGAGGAAGACGUUCACGGCGUGGUGUAACUCCCACCUGCGGAAGGCCGGCACGCAGAUCGAAAACAUCGAGGGGGACUUCAGGGAUGGGCUCAAACUGAUGCUGCUGCUGGAGGUCAUCUCAGGCGAACGGUUACCCAAGCCUGAACGAGGCAAGAUGAGGGUCCACAAGAUCAACAACGUGAACAAAGCCCUGGACUUCAUUGCCAGCAAGGGAGUCAAACUGGUCUCUAUCGGAGCAGAGGAAAUCGUGGAUGGAAAUAUCAAGAUGACCCUGGGAAUGAUCUGGACCAUCAUCCUCCGCUUCGCCAUCCAGGACAUCUCUGUGGAAGAGACCUCUGCGAAGGAGGGUCUUCUUCUGUGGUGCCAGAGGAAGACCGCUCCCUACAAGAAUGUCAACGUGCAGAACUUCCACAUUAGCUGGAAGGACGGUCUUGCCUUCAACGCUCUGAUCCACAGACACAGACCUGAUCUCAUCGAUUACGACCGCCUCAGAAAGGAUGACCCAGUGACCAAUCUGAACAACGCCUUUGAGGUGGCUGAGAAGCACCUGGACAUCCCCAAGAUGUUGGACGCAGAAGACAUCGUGGGUACGCUGAGGCCGGAUGAGAAGGCCAUAAUGACCUAUGUAUCCUGCUUCUAUCACGCCUUCUCUGGCGCACAGAAGGCCGAGACAGCCGCAAAUCGCAUCUGCAAAGUGCUGGCUGUCAACCAGGAGAACGAGCAGAUGAUGGAGGACUACGAGAAGCUGGCCAGUGAGCUGCUGGAGUGGAUCAAUCGCACCAUCCCCUGGCUGGAGGACCGAACCCAAGAGAAGACUGUAAACAAAAUGCAGACGAAACAGGAGGACUUCAGAGACUACCGCUGUGUCCACAAACCACCCAAGGUCCAAGAGAAAUGUCAGCUGGAGAUCAGCUUCAACACUCUGCAGACUAAACUGAGACUCAGCAACAGACCUGCCUUCAUGCCAUCAGAGGGACGCAUGGUGUCUGAUAUCAACGGAGCGUGGCACAAUCUGGAGGGAGCAGAGAAAGGCUACGAGGAGUGGAUCCUCAGCGAGAUCAGACGUCUGGAGAGGCUGGAGCACCUGGCAGAGAAGUUCCACCAGAAGGCUGCCAUCCAUGAGUCCUGGACCGAUGGUAAGGAGGCCAUGCUGACUCAGAAAGACUACGAGACUUCCACCCUGUCAGAAGUCAAGGCGCUGCUACGGAAACACGAGGCCUUUGAGAGCGACCUGGCAGCCCAUCAGGACAGAGUGGAGCAGAUCGCCGCCAUCGCACAGGAACUCAACGAGCUGGAAUACUACGACUCUGCCAGCGUCAACACCCGCUGUCAGAAGAUCUGUGAUCAGUGGGACGUCCUGGGAUCCCUCACCCAGAGACGCAAAGAGUCUCUGGAGAGGACGGAGAAGCAGCUGGAGUCGAUAGAUGAGCUGUACCUGGAGUACGCCAAGAGAGCAGCACCCUUCAACAACUGGAUGGAGGGAGCUAUGGAGGACCUGCAGGACAUGUUCAUCGUCCACAAUAUUGAGGAGAUCCAGGGUCUGAUCACAGCUCACGAGCAGUUCAAGUCCACUCUGACAGAGGCCAACAAGGAGCGGGAGGCCAUCCAGGCCAUCCAGGCCGAAGUGCAGAAGAUCGCCCAGAGCAACGGCAUCAAGCUGAGUGGAGCAAACCCCUACACCACCAUCACGCCCGAGAGCAUUGACAGCAAAUGGGAAAAGGCGAUGGACAUGGUGCCGAAACGUGACAAGGCCCUGCAGGACGAGCUUAACAAGCAGAACUCCAACGACAACCUGAGAGCCAAGUUCGCCACUCAGGCCAACGUGGUCGGCGCCUACAUACAGGCCAAGAUGGAGGAAAUUGGCAGGAUAUCCAUUGAAAUGAACGGCACUCUGGAGGAUCAGCUGACCAGCCUGAAGGAGUACCAGGAGAACAUCAUGUCUUACAUGCCUGAAAUUAACACACUGGAGGGAUUCCACCAGCUCAUCCAGGAGGCCCUCAUCUUUGAUAACCAGUACACUUCCUACACAAUGGAGCACCUCCGCGUGGGUUGGGAGCAGCUGCUGACCACCAUCGCCAGAACCAUCAACGAGGUGGAGAACCAGAUCCUGACUCGUGACGCUAAGGGCAUCAGCCAGGAGCAGCUGUACGAGUACCGCGCCUCCUUCAACCACUUUGACAAGGACCACAGCGGGGCCCUGAUGGCCGAGGAGUUCAAGGCCUGUUUGAUCAGUCUGGGCUACGAUGUGGAGAACGACAAGCAGGGCGACAGCGAGUUCGCUCGCAUCAUGGGCAUAGUAGACCCCAACGGCAGCGGCGCCGUCACCUUCCAGGCCUUCAUUGACUUCAUGUCCAGGGAAACGACCGACACGGACACAGCAGACCAGGUCAUCGCCUCCUUCAAGAUCCUGGCCGCUGAUAAGAACUUCAUCACGGCCGAGGAGCUAAGGAGGGAGCUUCCCCCAGACCAGGCGGAGUACUGCAUCGCCCGCAUGGCGCCCUACACAGGGCCCGACGGCGUCCCCGGAGCCCUCGACUACAUGUCCUUCUCCACCGCCCUGUACGGAGAGAGCGACCUGUAGAGGAGGCGAGAGGAAGAGGAGGGCUGGACAGACAAGGGAGGGAGAGGAGGAAGAGGGGGAGGGAGGAGAUGCCAGGAAUCGAGUGUUUGGAAGAAUUUGAGUGGUGGUUGUGAGGUGUCCCUGCGUGUGCCGGUUUAGAAAUCAUCAGAAAUCUUUGAGACUGAGCUUGUUGAUUGAACUGUAGUUAGCUCUGGCCUCUGCCGAACGUUUCCCAGCUCCGUUACGUCGUCAACCGAUGGAGAGUAAUCGAGGUGUCGCACAGGUUUAUAUGAACAGGCAUAUCCAGGGGCAGCUGUGGCACAGAGGGACAGUUGCUCUGUAGUGUGGGUCCUUAACUUCACCCUCUCUGCCUUUUUGGGGUCAAACAGGGGUGGGACGGGGGGUAGGACUCGGGGGACACAAGCUAAUCUGAUACUUAUGCUAAUUUUUGUUUAUUAUAAUUUUUUUCUUCUUGCCACGGGGUUGGGGCGCGGGGGGAGGGGGGGUGUGACGUGGCGACUGGCGAGGUUUGUGUAUUAGAUCCUAGAGAGAUAUAUGCUGCGGGGUCAGGAGGGUGGGAGGGGGGUGUUGACCAACCAGAGAUGAAACGACAUAUUUACCCAUAAUUCCCAUGUUGCUGGAUAAGGUGACCCGUCUAACCUCAGAUCUUUUCCUUCUCCCGUCUUUAUUUCUUUUUUUCGUUUAUUUCGUGGAGCAGGUGGGUGGGUGGUGGGGUCAGGUGGGGUCAGGUGGGGUCAGGUGGGGCCAGCGGGUGGGAGGGCGGGACUGCAGCGCUGUACAUACUUAUUUUUUCAGUGCGAGGAACGACACACACAGUCCCAGAUGUUGAGAAUAAUUGAUCACAGGCUUUCCAGUAGAGUGACGUUUCUGAGAGAAAUGAAACGCCAGCGAUGGUGACACAGAGCGGUUUCACCAGUCGAUAGGUUUGAGCUUCCGGACGUCUUUUCAGGCUGUUUCCUUUCAACAUUGGAAAAUUUUCAUGGAAUAAGUUGGCAGCCAUGAAGCUGAGGCGGCUGUUCUCCUGUAUAAAUCCCAUAACAGCCAGGCGACACCAUAAUUAUCCACAAAUAUUUGCUUCUGUGAAACUAUUCUCCUCCUGGGUGGGCAUCAGGUGCUUAUUUAAAUAUAAAAACUAUACAUUUAUAUGAUAGGGAAGACUGUAGUAGUCAGAGUUAGUCCAGUUUUAUAUACCAGGAACACUUAACGCACGCCACAUGUCAUGGAUGCAUUUCACUGGCUGAAUGAAGGUCCUCGAACUUCCUGGAUUUUUAGGGUUGCCAUGGUAAUGCGCAGUGGACAGAUCCCCAUGUGAUGUUUGGAGAAAUAGUGGAAGUGAUAAAAUAAAAUGUGCCUGUUGGUCCCUCUCUCUCUCUUAAUCUCUCCCUACCUCUCCGCCCCCCCCCCCACCCCCACCUCCUCCUCUGCAGAAAAGGGAAAGAAAAUUCAGCGCAAGGAAGGAGGGAGGGGGAAAGAUCGGGGAGGGGUCUUUAUGUAAACAUUCCAUUAUGUGCAAAUAAAAAAUAUAUUAAAAAAAAGGAAAUUGUCAUGUAAACAACUAUGCAAUCAUAAUGUGUUCAAUAUCUGAGUUGUGGGGGAACGUGGGCAUGAAUCAGGCCCUUUCUGAGGAGGCUCCCUGUCUAAAUUCAACAGAGGAUCACAGGUUUCUCCAGGGUUUGUCGGCUGUUAGAGGGAGAGGAGGGGGAGACGGGGGAGGGACAGACAGGGAAGGAGCUGAGGAAACAAAGACGGACCAAAAGCUUGUUUCUUUUUUUUUUCUCUUUCUCUUUUUCCCCCCCUGCGAGGUUGGAGAGAAAUGAACUCUGGAAUUGUGAUUUUCCUUUUUUUGUACUCUUUAAUAUCAAACCUUAUCUGCUGUACUGGAAACUGCAACGCAUUCUGUCUCUAAUGAUAAGUGAGUUUCACAAAGCACACAUAAAAGUUUCCUUACAAAAUA
Chelmon rostratus (copperband butterflyfish) is the source of this 4903-nucleotide messenger RNA. RefSeq names its product actinin, alpha 4 (gene actn4). Gene Ontology annotation, cellular component: Z disc; cortical actin cytoskeleton; cell junction. NCBI's taxonomy places the organism in Eukaryota, Metazoa, Chordata, Actinopteri, Chaetodontiformes, Chaetodontidae. The coding region runs from base 250 to 2949 and encodes 899 amino acids. Gene Ontology annotation, molecular function: calcium ion binding; actin filament binding. The transcript is spliced from 22 exons. The record is from RefSeq and is a predicted model, not a curated record. Gene Ontology annotation, biological process: actin cytoskeleton organization; muscle cell development.